AUAUUGACACCGGGGUCCCCCGAGCCCGCCUCGCCCCAGGGCGCCACUAGCCGCGGAGGCCCCACGCCACCACUGGCCACUGGAGCCGUCGCGCAGCACCAACCGGCAGCGGCGAGUGUCUCGGGUGAGGUCCUGCAGACUUGACCGGACAGGAGAGCAGACUGCUCCUAUUUCGAAGACGGCGUUCCGGGAGCCAGCCAGGCGCAGAUCGCAGGCACCAUGCGGUCCUUCUGGGAGCUUUUCCACACCAGCGUGAUCGUGCAGACCAAGGAGUACUUCGAGAAGAGCACCCUACACGGCGUGCGCUACAUCGCCGAGAACAGCAGGCCGUUCAUCGAGAAGUUCAUGUGGUUCUGCACGACGGUCCUGGGGCUGGUCGCGGCGCUCGUCAUCAUCGUGUCGCUGUGGGAGAAGUUCCAGACCAACCCGACCAUCACGGGGCUGGACACGGACUUCCACAACUGGGACGUGCCCUUCCCGGCCGUCACCCUGUGCCAGGACAACCCCAGCAACGAGUCGCUCGUCGAUGAUUACGUCAACAGGCGACCCUACGUGGACGACCCCAACCUACCGCAGAACGACCUCAAGAAGAUUGUGUACGAGGUGGUCAGCCGCUGCAACGUGCUGCUGGACUGUGCCUACAAGGGCGAGCUGGACCUCGACUGCUGCAAUUUCUUCUCGCCCAUCUUCACGGAACAUGGCUUCUGUUACACCUUUAACCUGCGCUUCAACGAGACGGAGUGGCCUUACGACUACAACCGACGGCCCGUCUUCACAAAGGAGUUCAUCCAGGAGACGGACAUGACGUGGUCCAUGGCGGUGGACACGAACGACGCUCAGAACAACACCAUUUCGGUGUACAUCGGCAGCAACGACGACCUGCCCACGCUCGACAUGGCCCCGCAGCACGUCUGGAACCGUCGCAUCGCGCGGCUCUCGUUCGACGCCAAGGAGACGUACACGACGGACUCGGCGCGUCAACUGUCUAUCCGGCAGCGGCGCUGUGUGUUCGAGGACGAGAUCGCACUGGUCACGGACACGAUCUACACGUUCACGGCGUGCAUGCGCCAGUGCCGCAUGGAGCUGGCUCACGCGCUGUGUGGCUGCAUCCCACCCUUCUACCCGCCGCCCGCUCGCAAGGUCAAAGGCUACAAAAUAAACUUUCGGUACUGCACGCUGAAAGAACUGGGCUGCAUCGCCAAAAAUGCUGACAAGUUCAGCAACCGGCUCAGCAAAUGCUCUUGCGAGUUGGGCUGCAGCAACACCGUGUACGAGAUGGAGAAACUGUUGGAACCGACAGAUCCGAACGGGGACGAUGGAGCUGAAUUUCUGGAGAUCGGGUUCGUCUCAUGGCCCAUGCAGAAAUACAAGAGGGAAGUCCUCUUCGGAUGGGUGGACUUGCUUGUGGCCUUCGGUGGCAUCGCCGGGCUGUUCCUGGGAUUCAGCCUCCUCAGCGGGGUAGAGAUCGUCUACUACUUCACCUUGCGGGCCUGCUGCAUGGUGUGCCGCGACAAAGAGAGCCUGGAGCGGCUGGCCCUGGAAUACGAGCAGAUGGAGCAGCCCAAGGUGGACCUGUCGCUCAGGCCUGCCUUCAUGGACCCCAGGGGCAAGGAGGGCCAGCAGCAGGAGCAGGGGCAGGCGGACUCGAAGGACCUGAAGGCCCCAAAGGACCUGUGGGCAGCCGCGUUGGAUUCGGACUCCAUCGGGGGGCUCGGCUACGGCAAGGGACGUGCAUAUACUUCUGGACGAGGUGCCAAAGCUGCCACGGGGCAGCGUCGACGCACAACCGGCAGGAACGUCAAGAACGCCGGGAGCAACUGGCCUUUGCCUUAUAUCCCAUGAAUAAAGUGCCCAGAACUGCCGA
Frankliniella occidentalis (western flower thrips) is the source of this 1864-nucleotide messenger RNA. RefSeq names its product sodium channel protein Nach-like. The transcript has 11 exons. NCBI's taxonomy places the organism in Eukaryota, Metazoa, Arthropoda, Insecta, Thysanoptera, Thripidae. Gene Ontology annotation, biological process: sodium ion transmembrane transport. Bases 220 to 1842 code for a protein of 540 amino acids. Gene Ontology annotation, cellular component: membrane. Gene Ontology annotation, molecular function: ligand-gated sodium channel activity. The record is from RefSeq and is a predicted model, not a curated record.